Pyrgilauda ruficollis (rufous-necked snowfinch) is the source of this 1700-nucleotide messenger RNA. RefSeq names its product somatostatin receptor 2 (gene SSTR2). The record is from RefSeq and is a predicted model, not a curated record. NCBI's taxonomy places the organism in Eukaryota, Metazoa, Chordata, Aves, Passeriformes, Passeridae. Bases 172 to 1281 code for a protein of 369 amino acids. Gene Ontology annotation, cellular component: membrane; neuron projection. Gene Ontology annotation, molecular function: somatostatin receptor activity; neuropeptide binding. Gene Ontology annotation, biological process: neuropeptide signaling pathway; cellular response to estradiol stimulus; cellular response to glucocorticoid stimulus. The transcript is spliced from 2 exons.
CGUGCGGAGCCGUGCGGUGCGGAACCGAGCGGAGCCCAGCGGGGCAGCGGCGCUGCCGGCGCCUCCCCGGUGCCCGCCGGGCCGGGCCGGGCGGGGCCGGGCGGCGGCGGGAGCAGAGCCAGGGAAGAUGACAUCUCCGUUCCUCUGAGCCAGCAGUGCCCAGGGAGAGCCAUGGAGUACGAGCUGCCCAACGCCACCGCCUUCUGGUUCUCCCCGGCCUCCCCCUUCGACAACUUCUCCCUGGAGGCGCCCACCAACACCUCCCAGAACACCACGGGCCAGCACUUUGACCUGACCAGCAACGCCAUCCUCACCUUCAUCUACUUCGUGGUGUGCAUCGUCGGGCUGUGCGGCAACACGCUGGUCAUCUACGUCAUCCUGCGCUACGCCAAGAUGAAAACCAUCACCAACAUCUACAUCCUCAACCUGGCCAUCGCCGACGAGCUCUUCAUGCUCGGCCUGCCCUUCCUGGCCAUGCAGGUGGCCCUGGUGCACUGGCCCUUUGGCAAAGCCCUCUGCAGGAUUGUCAUGACGGUGGAUGGCAUCAACCAGUUCACCAGUAUCUUCUGCCUGACGGUUAUGAGUGUUGACCGGUACCUGGCUGUGGUCCAUCCCAUCAAAUCUGCCAAGUGGAGGCGGCCCAGGACAGCCAAAAUGAUCAACGUGGCCGUCUGGGGCGUCUCCCUACUGGUGAUCAUGCCCAUCAUGAUUUAUGCUGGGGUGCAGCACAACCACGGCAGGAGUAGCUGCACCAUCAUCUGGCCGGGAGAGUCGGGCGCCUGGUACACGGGAUUCAUCAUCUACGCCUUCAUCCUGGGCUUCCUGGUGCCUCUCACCAUCAUCUGCCUUUGCUACCUGUUCAUCAUCAUCAAAGUCAAGUCCUCGGGCAUCAGGGUGGGCUCCUCCAAGAGGAAAAAGUCCGAGAAGAAAGUCACCAGGAUGGUGUCCAUCGUGGUCGCCGUCUUCAUCUUCUGCUGGCUCCCCUUCUACAUCUUCAACGUCUCCUCCGUGUCCGUCAUGAUCGUGCCCACGCCCGUCCUCAAGGGCAUGUUCGACUUCGUGGUGGUGCUGAGCUACGCCAACAGCUGUGCCAACCCCAUCCUCUACGCCUUCCUGUCUGACAACUUCAAGAAGAGCUUUCAGAACGUCCUGUGCCUGGUGAAGGUCAGCGGCAUGGACGAGGCCGACCGCAGCGACAGCAAGCAGGACAAAUCCCGCCUCAACGAGACCACGGAGACGCAGAGGACCCUGCUCAACGGCGACCUGCAGACGAGCAUCUGAGGGGACGGCGGGUUUGUCCUGCCUGCGCCCCUCCCCGGCUGCAGCAGGGGGUGGCACCACGGGGUCAGGGCAGGAAUGCCACCUGAGGGGACCGAUGGCCUCGGGGCUCCUCUGCUGGGCUCCUCUCUGCUGGGUUUGCUUUCGAGUGCUGGGAAGGAUACGGGUCAGGAGGAGCCGCCUCGCCAGCAAAACAAAGACAACUCACGGCGACACCAAAGUGCCACCGUGGGCACAGGUACGGCCGGGGUCCCCCGUGCCACCCUCGGGGCCGGCUGGCUUUAGGGCUCUGCACCUGAACACACCGGGCGACCUCAGGAGGAGCCGAGGCCACAGGUGUGUGACAACACGAGGACGCACCGACCUGGUGCGAUCUCCCGGCGAGUGUCCCUCCCGAGGCGACCAGGAUGUUUAGGAUUUCC